AAUAUGGCGAGAAAUAUUCGGUCCUCCGAAAUUCGAAGAAGUUCUGCGGCUGGCUUGAAUGCAGCUUCGCAGAGACCACCACUGCCUCCGAAAACCGAGAAUCGCUAUCACAGCUGCGAGGGACUGCUCAGGGAUGACAACAAACAACCCACUGAAGGACAAGAUCACGUAGAUUCAAAAACCGCUGCCUCAAAAUCUGCCGAAAGUACGCCCGAACCGGUCAAAUCAACCGAAGAGUCUAUAAAAGCCAAAAACCGACGAUCUCGCAGCAUGGAUGACUUGUUCGAUGACGAUCGUAAUCUGACGGACUUUCUCGAAAAUACACAAAGCAUGGAGAACCUCGCAUCCGAGGCGCCCCCUAGCGAACCACAGUCUCCGGUAAACGUGUUGGGUAACAUAUGCCUUAAUCGUCGAUUCGUCGAACCUGCCGUCGAACCUGAAGACAUACCGGAUCCUCGCGUGGAUACAGCCUCUCCUGAAUCAUGCGGCGAACAACCCUGUGAGAACGAAACCAUCACCGUGGAUAGCACUCCGCGUGCGGAGCCUCAAAGCGAGGAUAAAACAUCGCCUGAAGACGACGUGCUAUCGACAAACUCGUCUCUGAACUCGUUCGCCUCGGCCAGUGAUACAACUUCGACGGCCAAGAAGACGAACACGCCUUUUAUCAAUAGAUACGUCAAAAAGGUGAAAUCGCUAAUGAAGAAAUAGGCCUCGUAUCUCUAUCUCGAAUAUCUGAGCAACAAGUAUCCAAUUCUCCACAAGGAAAUCAUCUGAGACCAAACGAAAGUUUUUAAAAUUUUACUGAAAAAAAUAUUGUGAUCAAGUAGAACUACUAUUUUAGGGAAGAUAAGUAAAUAAGGAUUACAAACCUUACAUAAGUAAAUUAAGAGUGUAAAUAGUACAGCAAAGAUGUAUGCUUUUCAUUACUUUUCUGAAAGUUUUACUGUACCUGUUCGGUUUUUUUAAUAACAUAAACAAUUUCAAUAUUUUUAUCUUGAUGAAAACUACAGCGUGUAAACAGGUAUUUAGGCUGGAUCUAACAAAAUGUGAUUGUUUCGCGUUUGAGCGAGCGAUGUAAAGGAGUAAAAUAUAUUAUUUUAAUCAUUACGAGUUUAGCCACAUACUAUAUUUAUAAAUCAGGAAAAGCAAAAAACAUACACAUUUAAACGCCUGCGUAAGAAAUAAUUCUUAUUUUCGAUAUUUAUGCCCUCACAUAAUUGUGUCACUUUUAGAAUAGCACACAUAAUUACUGUUGAGCGAAACUCUAUUACGAUGUAUAUGUCACUAACUGAGUACUAUUUAUGUUUUUAGCGAAUAAACAGCUAUUAUUGCUUACGUACACAGUCUAAUCUCAAAGGGGUUGAAUGUGUACGACUGUAAGCUAAGAAUGUAACGAACUACUGCUAUAAGUGAAUACAUUUAUUGAUUAUGCAUAUACAA
Molecule: messenger RNA, 1440 nt
Organism: Ochlerotatus camptorhynchus
Lineage: Eukaryota; Metazoa; Arthropoda; Insecta; Diptera; Culicidae
Exons: 1
Coding region: 4-708 (234 amino acids)
Source: RefSeq, a predicted model, not a curated record